Molecule: messenger RNA, 738 nt
Organism: Aspergillus melleus
Lineage: Eukaryota; Fungi; Ascomycota; Eurotiomycetes; Eurotiales; Aspergillaceae
Product: EXPERA domain-containing protein
Exons: 1
Coding region: 1-738 (245 amino acids)
Biological process (GO): sterol metabolic process
Cellular component (GO): endoplasmic reticulum; membrane
Molecular function (GO): cholestenol delta-isomerase activity
Source: RefSeq, a predicted model, not a curated record
AUGGCCUCCACUAGCGCACCCUUCGUCCUCGACACGCCGACCAUCCUCUGCAUCGGCUUCGCGCUGUCCUUCAUGCCCAUCGCCUACAUCCUAGGCCGAACGCUGAUUCCCUCCACCCACACGCGCAACCGCUUCCUCUUCUUCUGGCACGCCUACGACGCCCUCACACACAUCUUCAUCGAGGGCUCCUUCCUCUACCAGUGCUUCUUCAGCUACACUGCCGUCCCCGUCGGCUUCAACCGCGAGCCCUACUUCCUCGGCUACAAGGACCGGGUCUACGGCGCCGCCCACGGCACGGGGCCCAGCGCGCGGCUGUGGCAGGAAUACGCGAAAGCGGACGGACGCUGGGCCGUCGCGGACCCGUGCGUCAUCGCAUUGGAGAUCCUGACCGUGGUGCUUGGGGGACCGGCAGCGGUCUACACCUGCUAUCUGUUGUGGAAGCUAUCGAGCGCGAAAUCCAGCGCGGCGGUGCGCGGCGCUGCUAAGGGCAAACUGUGGCUCGUGGCGCCGGCGUUGGCGACUGCCGAGCUGUACGGCGGAUUCAUGACUUUCGGACCGGAGUGGUUGACGGCGAGUUCGCAGUUGGCGACGGAUAAUCCGGUUUAUUUGUGGUUCUAUCUCUUCUUUUUCAAUACGUUGUGGGUGUUUGUUCCCGGUUGGGUGCUGUGGGAGGCUUAUAAGGAGCUGAAGGGGGCGUUUGUGAAGGCGGAAGGGACGAGUGGGAAGAAGAAGCAGUAA